Molecule: messenger RNA, 1255 nt
Organism: Cydia amplana
Lineage: Eukaryota; Metazoa; Arthropoda; Insecta; Lepidoptera; Tortricidae
Exons: 2
Coding region: 17-1255 (412 amino acids)
Source: RefSeq, a predicted model, not a curated record
GAAAACAGUACGAAACAUGGGAAAACGUAAACACAAACACAAUGACAAGGAUAUUCGUCGCAAGAUUCGACGUUUGGAGGAUAAAUUGCGACACAAUAGGCGCAAAGAUUCGGAUCAAAGAUCUGUCUCCUCGAUGUCAGGCUCAUCACAAAGCUCUUACUAUGAUAGACAAUCACCAGAUGUCGAAGAUGUUGAAGGCAGAAAUAGCGAGUAUGGCGAAGACUGGAUGCUUCGUGAAGAAGCCUUUAUGGAAGAUGAGAUUCAUGAUAGUACUCGCGGCUUGGCAUCGCAGGUGCAACCAGUGGUGAACAGCAGCAUAGCGAGCCCCUUGUCUCAGAUCGCUGUAGCGCCAGCGCCAGCGUCAUCUUUGCCGCUAAUACCUACCGUACCAGCGCCAGAACAUGUAGCCUCGGUUCAAACUAACCCCGCUCAGUCUGUACUACCCACAGAAAUAAAUAAAUCUACAACCGCACUCCCGCAAGAGAUCUUAUGUAUACUGGGAGAGGCAAAAAAGCUAGAUGAACCACUCGGUGAGUGUAUUCCUGAUGAGCUCUCUGAACGCUGGGGGAAAAUAUUAACGGACGGGCGGGCCAAGGAAGUGAAGCAGUCUCUCGUGGAUAAAAUACUGAUGCCUAGUAAUUUUUUACUAGCCCGUGCGCCUAAGUUAAAUCCGGAGGUGGCAGCAGUCAUUAAUGAAUCAGCAAAAAACCGUGACAUGCGUUUAGAAAAAGCUCAAAAUCAACUGGGCCGGGGCAUCGCUGGACUUGCCAAUUUAGCAAAUGAUCUUAUAAAAUCAGAGUUGGAUAAACUUGAUAUCAUCAAGAAAAUCUCGGAAGUUACCCAAGUCCUGUUAGACCUUCAUUAUGAAGAAUCAAUCAACAGGAACAAACUCCUAGUUCCGUUGUUAGAUAAGAAGUUCUGGAACACAAUAAAAGGGGUUAAAAGAGACGAAUACCUCUUCGGUGAAAAACUGGGUGAUAAAAUCAAAAAUUCUAAAGAUAUAGAAAAAUCGGGUCAACAGAUUAAAAAAUCCUUUACAUUUAACCCGGCGUUCCAGCAACGUAAGCAAGCGGCGCCGCCGGGAAACCCGAGAGCUCCUCCUCGCCAAUACAAGCCGAAAGCAACACCAGCACCGACGACGGGCAGAUACUACGAGCCUCAUCAGUCCUCGACGUCGGCGAGGAGGACGACUUCGAGCCAGCGUCGCGGGCGUCACUACUCGAGCAACAAAGCGAACGAGCGGAGCCGGCGUUAG